Eimeria tenella is the source of this 1584-nucleotide messenger RNA. RefSeq lists its product as uncharacterized. NCBI's taxonomy places the organism in Eukaryota, Apicomplexa, Conoidasida, Eucoccidiorida, Eimeriidae. Bases 1 to 1584 code for a protein of 527 amino acids. The transcript is spliced from 4 exons. The record is from RefSeq and is a predicted model, not a curated record.
AUGCCACCAGAGGAUGAGCCGCAAGCCACUGCUGCUGCUGCUGCAGCCGAUGGCAGCAGCGGCACCCACAGACCGCUGUGCAAAAACAGCAGCAACAAUAGUGGAAGCAGCAGCAACAGGAGCACAAGCAACGCGAGCAGCAGCAGCAGCAGCAGCAGCAGCAGCAGCAGCAGCAGCGGCAGCGGCAGCAGCAGCGAGCAUGGAGCUGCUGAGGGCGGCACAGUGGGAGACGCCCAGUCGAGCAGCCGCAGAGCUGUUUACAGUAAUGGCGAAGGCAGCAGCAACAGCGACUGCAGCAGCAACUGCAACAGCAGCAACAGCAGCAGCAGCAGCAGCAGCGACAGGAGAGACGAUGCCGCAGCCGGUCUUGUGCCUCCAGCAGCUGCUGCUGCAGAACAAGCCAUGCCUGUUGUGGGUACCGCUGAAGAGCCCAGCAGCAGCAGCAGCAACAGCAGCAGUAGCAGCAACUGCAGCAAUGACAGCAGCAGCAUUGCGGGUACUACACCCAACGACAGCAGCAGUAACAGCAGCAACAGCAGCAGCAGCAGCCUUGACCCUCACACUAAAGGACUUGCUACUUUAGGCCUACCGGGAGAUGCCUUGAGCAGCAACAGCAGCAGCAGCAGCAGCAGCAGCAGCAGCCAGUGGAAUGGCCCCCGCGGAGACGGAGCUAAUAACAUUGAAGCAUCGGCCAGCACAUUUGCUGCAGUCGCUGUUAUAGUUGCUGCAGCAGCAGCAAGAGCUGCAGCAGCAAAUGCAGCAGCAGCUACUGCAGCAGCAGCAGCUACUGCAGCAACAGCAGCAGCACCAACGCAAGCAAGUACACCAGCGACGACACCAGCAGCAGCAGCGCCGACAGCUUCUGCAGGGGAUGCAGCAGCAGCAGCAGGAGCAGCAAGAGCUAGUGUUGAAGACCGCAGCAGCAGCAGAAGCAGCAGCGAAGGCAGCAGCAGCAACAACUGCGAAGGCAUCAUUAACGGCGUACGCAGCAGUAUUAGCAUCACUAGCAGCAACGAAGACAACAGCAGCAGCAACAGCAACGGCGACACCACCGCAGCCCCACCCAGCCGGCCCCGCGCUGAACGGCCCGCAGUUUCGCCGACUCGAAGGAACAGAUUUCUGCCGCAAGGAGUUUCUUUUUCUUUUGGGGUUUUUCCUUUUAAUGUUGGCUUCUCCUUUGCUGGCGAUGCUGCUGCUGCUGCUGCUGCUGCUUCCUUCGGCAGCAGAGACACUUUUGCCCACUCUCCCCAGUGGCGCCCAGCAGUAGCAGCAGCAGCAGCUGCUGCAGUAGAACCAACAGCAACUGCUGCAGCAUUAGCAGCAACGACAGCUGCUGCACCAUCAGCAGCAGAAUCAGGAGCAGCAGCGUUCGCAGCGGAAGAGGCAGCAGCAGCGGUAGCCAUGCCCAUUACCUGCGGCAGCAGCAGCAGUAGCAGGGCAGCAGGGGCAGCAGCAACAGCAGCAGCAGAAGCUAGUGGAGCAGCAGAUGCAGCAGCAGCAACUGCAACAGUGGCAGCAGCAGCAAAAGUGACAGCCGCAACGACAGCAGUGCCCAUACAAGCGCGAGCAGCAGCAGCAGGAUAA